CAAAGCCAUGAAGGGGACCGCGCAUUAAAUUCGGCUGUUUGGAAUAUAAGGGAGCCAACAAUUCACUCGUUGGUGGAAGCGUUAUCCUUGCUGAAUUAUCCAAAGCACCACUCGCUUUAGCCGGGGAUGUGUGAGGCGAUCCACGAUUUGAAGCUGGAGAAUAUCGAGGAUAGUGAUGAAGGUGAGGUGGAGCAUGGAAAUUACGAUUUUGUGUAUCCGACGGCAAUGCCUCUGUCCAAUCGGGGCUGCGGACAUUCUUCUCAGUUGUGGAGGGAUGGCUUGGAUGCGGCAUAGCGCGAUGGUAAUUCGAUGGUGAGGAAUCGUGGGGAAAAUCAACUUGGGAAUGAGGAAGAGGUGGACAGAAGGCGGAAUUCUUCGAAACAGUAAGAGUCUGAUUAGAUGCAUUGGCCGAUGGGGAAUUUCCAUUUUGUUUGCAUUCACCAAUCGGUUUAAGGCCAGCAAGAGCCUCACGUAAAUCUCCAAGAGGUACACGGAAGGGCGAUCGAGGAUUGGAAAUAA
Messenger RNA from Rodentolepis nana, 519 nucleotides. Lineage: Eukaryota; Metazoa; Platyhelminthes; Cestoda; Cyclophyllidea; Hymenolepididae. The record is from the annotation of a GenBank genome assembly.